Kuraishia capsulata CBS 1993 is the source of this 1269-nucleotide messenger RNA. RefSeq lists its product as uncharacterized. Bases 1 to 1269 code for a protein of 422 amino acids. The transcript has a single exon. The record is from RefSeq and is a predicted model, not a curated record. NCBI's taxonomy places the organism in Eukaryota, Fungi, Ascomycota, Pichiomycetes, Pichiales, Pichiaceae.
AUGUCGUUUCACGAUUUCCUCACAGCUAUUUUCGAUAGCCAGAUUUUCAGUGAUAACGAGACGAGCCGCAUGGUAGUGCACCACCAAAAGUUGUUUUGUUUACGUUUUGAAUCAACUCUUGUCAAUAAAACCACCAGAAAACAACACCUUAAGAAACCACUGAAUUUCCAGUUGUUUCAAAUCAGGCUGUAUCAGAACUUGAAAGACUCAAAAAUGGAUCACAAGGUGGAAUCUCUCAAGUUCGCGGUUCAAGAAGUGAACCGAAAGCUGAAUGCUAAAGGCCAUUUCACAAGAUCCUCCACAACAGGUUCGAGUCUUUCCAAGAUCCUUCUUCCAUCGCUGAACUGGGGAGAAAUAUCAGAAACGCCCAAUGUCUCGCUAGAGCUUACCCCAACUAUGGUUGAAAACGAUGCGAAUGUUUUGAAUGUGAUAUUUCGCCUGCUCGAUACGGUAGAUUUGCUGAGACAGGUGAAUGAAAGUCAUUCCUCGGUUCUCAAAACUAACGAGAAUCAAGUUAAGACCCUGAAGAGCAGAGUGAAAGCUUUGGAGAAUGAUAUUGAGAUUAAAGAUAAGCAGAAUGAGAUGCUGACUCGAGAGAAUGAAAGCCACCUGCUCAGAAUCGAGGAGCUUGAGAAGACUAAUCGCAGCUUGACUUCAGAAAAGAACAGACUCCUCAAUUCCCAGGAUGAGAUAAGAAAGCUUGCACAGAGAGAAGUGAAGAAGAGAGAUCUGCUAGUGGGUAGAUUGCAAGAUUCGGUUGAGCAUGCAAGAAAGGUUCCCCGACAUGAGAGGGAGGUGAUGGGCGAAAUAAACGGCAAUAUCCAGCGGAAGGAUUUGAUCAAGAACGUAAUUUCAAGCGAAUUGAGCCAAUCUUUGCAGGCGACGCAGCGAGAUCUGCUGAAAGUGUCUCAAAAGCUGAAAACCGAGAAGGAAUGCAUGUCGUUGAUAUACAAUUUCGUGCUCGAUGUGGCCAAGAACGACCAGAACACAAACAGCAGGCUUGAAGGUACAUACCAGGACGUGUUGGAUAAUCUCCCUCGAGAUGUAUACGAAUCUGAGUCGGUGGUAUCAGAUACCCUUCUUCUGCUGAUAUCCAUAGCGAAAAACAAGAAUGUGUCGAACGACAAGCUGCUGUUGGAGUUGAAGGAAAAGAAAGCGACCAUUGAGAACAUGCAGAAUGAAUUGAACUCCUUGAAUGAGAAUCAUAGCUCUUUGAUGAAAACGAUGGAAGGGUGGAGGAAGUUCCGGAAAGAGUUGAAUAAUCAGUGA